Messenger RNA from Ostertagia ostertagi, 384 nucleotides. Lineage: Eukaryota; Metazoa; Nematoda; Chromadorea; Rhabditida; Trichostrongylidae. The record is from the annotation of a GenBank genome assembly.
GUACUCACCAGCGCCACCACAAACACCAGUAGGUCCCAGCGCACCGAUCUUUUUGAAGGAACUACGGCAUCAACCGUUGAAACCUUCAGAGGUCAUGGUGAUGGAGGCAAGAGUUGCAGGUGUGCCGCAUCCUCAAGUCGAAUGGCUCAAAAACGGGAAACCUUUACAGAACUACCGAGCGAAAAUCGAGCACGAUCCACAGACGGGCAUUGUUUCGCUGACGAUUUCACAGAUGUUCAACGACGACGUCGGGGAAUACACGUGUCGCGCCAGCAACAUCCACGGAGAGGCGUCAUCUUCUGCUCAGCUGCUCAUCCGCGAACAAUACGAUCGAUGGUUUGCUGAGGAACAGAGCCGGCUCACUCGAGAUCGAAGGCAAGCACA